Messenger RNA from Pygocentrus nattereri (red-bellied piranha), 3263 nucleotides. It is a transcript of the gene frzb, whose product is annotated as frizzled related protein. Lineage: Eukaryota; Metazoa; Chordata; Actinopteri; Characiformes; Serrasalmidae. The transcript is spliced from 7 exons. The record is from RefSeq and is a predicted model, not a curated record. Gene Ontology annotation, molecular function: Wnt-protein binding. Gene Ontology annotation, biological process: non-canonical Wnt signaling pathway; canonical Wnt signaling pathway. Bases 332 to 1252 code for a protein of 306 amino acids. Gene Ontology annotation, cellular component: cytoplasm.
UUCCUCGGCGCGCACCAGCGGAGAGGAGCGCAGUUCCGGAGCGAGGAGCGACGCGGGGCUGCUUUGCGUCACUGUUUCAUCCAGGGGGUUAAAACGCGGGUGAGGAGUGAAAGCGAUGACCUCUUUUCUCCACUUUCGUGACGCAGGAGCGCGGAGAUAGUUGGGAAAGUUUUUUUUCCUGCUCUCUCUGUUGGCAGGGCGCUCUGUGCGCUUUGCGUCUCCAUGCGCGCGCUAUAAAGAGCCUCUCUCUAUCGCCUUAUCGGCUUAUCGAUCACCCGGAUUGCUUUUUUUUUGUCUUGGAAAAGGGAAGGAAAGGGAAGUCGUGCUCGAAAUGUUUGCCCACCAGACUCUCCUGUGCCUGCUGGCCUCGCUCAGCCUGCUGGGCGUCCGGCGCGCCGCUGCUGCCUCGUGCGAGCCCGUGCGCAUCCCCAUGUGCAGCUCCAUGCCGUGGAACAUGACCAAAAUGCCCAACCACCUGCACCACAGCACGCAGGCCAACGCCGUGCUGGCCAUCGAGCAGUUCGAGGGCCUGCUGGGCACGCAGUGCAGCCCCGACCUGCUCUUCUUCCUUUGCGCCAUGUACGCGCCCAUCUGCACCAUCGACUUCCAGCACGACCCCAUCAAGCCCUGCAAGGCCGUGUGCGAGCGCGCCAAGUCGGGCUGCGAGCCCGUCAUGAAGCGCUACAACCACACCUGGCCCGAGACUCUGGCCUGCGAGGAGCUGCCCGUCUACGACCGGGGCGUGUGCAUCUCACCUGAGGCCAUAGUCAAAGCGGAGGGACCGGAUAAUCCCUACUAUCAAGACCCUUCCAAAUGUAACCCGGAGUCGAACCCCGACUUCCCCAUGGACUCCACCAAUGGAAACUGUAAAGGAGUCAGUGACCGCUGCAAGUGCAAGACAGUAAAACCUGCUCAGAAGACCUACUUAAAGAAGAAUUAUAAUUACGUCAUACGUGCCCGAGUGAAGGAGAUAAAGAGCCGCAAUCACGACCUCAGUGCCAUCGUGGAGGUGAAAGACGUCCUGAAGUCAUCUCUGGUCAACAUUCCUCGGGACACGGUCACUCUGCACUACAACUCGGGCUGCUUCUGCCCCCCCGUCACCGCUAACGAGGAAUACAUCAUCAUGGGCUACGAGAACGAGGAACGCUCCAGAUUGCUGCUCAUCGAUGGCUCUAUUGCACAGAAGUGGAGGGAUCGGUUAGGAAACAAAGUGAAGCGCUGGGAGACGAUCAGAAAUGCUCGCCGCCACUAACCUGACCGCACACUCUCACACGGACAAACCCCAAACACCAGGAAGUACCCCAGUAAACUGAAAAAAUUGCACUAUUGGACGUUCUUCUCAAAUGUUGUCAAGUAUGAAGAGUUGUAGCAGAGAUUUGUUUUGUUAGUUGUUGUCUUUUAUGAUGUUUUUAUAUUCUCUCUGUUUUGUUGUUUGCAUUUGCACAAACAAAAUGUUCAAUCGACAUUGCUGUGUGUGUGUGUGUGUGUGUGUGUGUGUGUGUGUGUGUGUGUGUGUGUGUGUGUGUACAUAUUUUGGAUGGGUGUGUGUGGGGAGGUUAGAGGUCAUCUAAGGCUUCUUGAAAGGGGAGAUGUCAAGGAACCAAAGUGGAAAAAAUACCAUGGAGCUUAAAGCGAUAGUUUUGUGAAAAGUCAGAUUUCUUCAGUGUUCCACAUGCAGUUAAUCAGUGAAGGCAUCUUUGGUGUCAGAAGUGGGAAUUUUCAGUUGGGGCUGCAAGGUUAAUUUUGUCCAUGUUAUGCAGUGUCAGAAAAAGGGCUGAAAGAUAAAUUGUUUUUAUAUCAAAAACAAAAUUUGAAAGAGUGCAAUUUUCAAAUUGCAAGAGAUUAAAUUUUUAUUAUAAUCUGUGUCCAUGGUUAUGCAGCUUCCAUUUCCAUGGUUACGCUAUAACUAUUUCCAGGCAUGAACAGCUUGUGUAACGAUUUAGGCGUAGAGUCUAAUGCAAGGUUUAAGUAGGGAAAUUUUAACUAAUAACAUGGAGCUUGUGAACUGCUGUGACAUCACAACCAUAUAUAACUGGCAGGUUGGUGCUUUGUGUUAGCAGUUCAAGUCUCAAGCCAGAAAAAAACAUAUAAUGGUCUUCUUGGCCAAAGAAAAGACCCUUACCUCAAUUUAUAUUUCAGUUCUAGACCAUUGCAAUUUAAAUCAUAAUUGUAAUAUCAGUCAGAAAAAUUGCAAUGAGCUUCCAUUAUUUGUAGUAAACUUCAGACAUCAACCAUGUCUUGGACAUUUGAGGAAAAAAAUCUGUUUUAUUCAGUUUUCCUCAUGUACUUAAUCAGUAAAAGCAUCUUUGGUGUCAGAAGUGGGAUUUUCAGUUUUGUAUUGGAGCUGCAAGGCAAAUUUUUUCCAUGUCUGUAGAUAAACGUGUGUCACACAGUGUCAGAAAUAAAGCAGAAUGAUCGUUUUUAUAUCAAAAUCAUAAUUUGAAAGAGUGCAAUUUUCAAAUUGCAAGAGCUGCAGUUUUUAUUAUAAUCUUAAACAAGUGCUGUUUCCAUGGUUACACCACUCCCAUGUCCCCGUGGUUCCAUUGCUUGUAGGUACAUCAGCCUCGUAGCUAAAGAAGCAAACUUCAGACACCAAACAUGUCUUAGACAUUUGUGGGGAAAAUUUGCCAAUUUGAUUUAUCUCUAAACUAUCGCUUUAAAUGGAGUGGCUGACAGUGAUCCAGCAAUGAUGGGAUGAGAAAGCCGAGUGUUUGGACUCGACUCCAUCAGGCUUUCACGCUUUCAAAGGAGUGGAAGGCGCAGCUACAUCAGCAGCUGCAGCUGUGCCGAGUUUUUAUUCGCUGGAUUAAACAUUCUUCAAAGGAAAAACAACGAACAGAGGGGGGGAGCAUCUUUUGGCAGGAAACAUAAAGAGAACGGAGGAAGAUCCAGCGCUGGGAGUGAAAUGUUAUUGAGGACAACAAAAACAAAUGUUGAGCUUUAUUGAACCUUCAUUUAAAAGGAACUCUUUCUUUUUUCCUGCAUAAUAUUUCUUAGUCCUGUUUUUUUUUCUUUAACACGUGUUCAGUACUUUUGAUCGUAAGCCAUUCCUAGGAAGCUGUUUAUGUAAGAAUGCAUACUGAGUGGCAUGCAAACUUUGGUUAAUUGAAACAGCUGUUGUUGUUUUAAAGCAGUGUUUUUACUGGACUGACCGGUGCUAGAUGACUGGACACUGCUCCAAGCCCACUUCAGACCAUUACUCACUCUGUCUGUUAUCACAUUUACAUCCACUAUUAAACAUAUCUGCCUGGUUACAUGACUGA